CGGGUGACGCAGCGCUGCGCCGGGGGCGCCCAGCAGCGCCCCGCAGCCGCGGGGUGGGCCACGCACCCGGGACUCGCACCCGGGCCACCGGCCGCCGCUGGCUGCUAGUCCGGGCUGCUGGGCCGGCGGGUGGCGAGGGCGCUGCGUGCAGCCUGGCCGGGGCGGGCUCGGCUGCCUGCGGGCGGCACCUGCCCGGCCCGGGGUCCCCUCCCCGCCGCGGGGUCCCCUGCCCGGCCCGGCCGCGCAGCUGCGGGCACAGCCCGCUCCGUGCUCCGCAAAACUGGGGGCACAGCCCGCGCCCUGCGGGCUCCGCGCUCUUCUCGGCGCCGGCUGUACCCGCUCUAGAUGCCUGCAGUACGGAGGAACCCAGCUGCUUCCCAUGGGAUGCAUCUGCAUAGAGGAAGAAUUCCUUCUUUAAGAUGGGUAAUAAGCAAACGAUAUUUACUGAUGAACAGCUAGACGCCUACCAGGAUUGCACCUUCUUCACCCGGAAAGAAAUUCUUCGGUUGCAUGGCCGAUACCAUGAAAUGGCACCAAACGUUGUGCCCAUGGACUAUACAAAGGACCCAGAUGUUAAACUACCUAUGCAGCUUAUAAUAAACAUGCCUGAGCUAAAGGAGAAUCCCUUCAAGGAAAGGAUUGUGGAGUCUUUCUCAGAAGAUGGAGAGGGGAGCCUCAGCUUCAACGAUUUUGUGGAUAUGUUCUCUGUGCUCAGUGAAAUGGCUCCCAGAGAGCUGAAAGCAAUCUAUGCCUUUAAGAUCUACGAUUUUAACACAGAUAACUUCAUUUGUAAAUCAGACUUGGAAAAAACCCUCAAUAAGCUGACCCGAGAAGAGCUAACAGCAGAAGAAAUCACUCUGGUGUGUGAGAAGGUGAUAGAAGAAGCUGACAUGGAUGGUGAUGGGAAACUAGGAUUUGCAGAUUUUGAAAACAUGAUUUCCAAAGCACCGGACUUUCUCAGUACUUUCCACAUAAGAAUCUGAAGAUGUUUCUAUGAGCCAGUGUUACCAGAAAUGACUUGCCAGUCCAGCCUUUCUGAAUCUCAGGCACUCUGGAGGCUUUUGCCCUCUACUUAUGGCUUCUCAGAAUUCGGCGGGAAUGCGGGAAUUGUUCUGCUCCACAAAGAGACAGAAGCAUCGUGUAAUCUACAGGAGAUUUGGAAUAGUCGCACUUGUAUCUUCACUGCUGGCCAAGCACUCUGGCAAAGAUGGUUGGGUGGUGGGUGGUGGGUUUUCUUUUCUUUCUCUUUUUUUAAACAGGUAGCAUCAGAGUAUUAUUAAAGGUAUUUCUACAUAGUUUUUAUAUUUAUGAAUAUUUAAUACUGCUCUUAAAAGCGCAAAAAAAAAGAAAGAUUGACAAAAAGAUUAGCUCUGGUGACUUCUGCAAGAGUACUUGAAAGAGAGCACGGGCCUUAAAUAAUGAGAUGCCUCUAUCACUGUGUUGUACGGCUGGGGAUCUUGCAUGGAGAUCGCCUUAGGUGAAAGAACCGCAGUCGAGAUCAAGCUCCCAAUGUUGAAGACAACCACAUCCCAGGUUUGCUUUUCAGUCACUGAAAUGGCAGUUGCUGGGUUUGGUGCUUACCUUCAACCAGUAUUUCAUGGAUUGUCAUGUCCUUAUGAAACUUGAAAUACUUGCCUUUUGUAUAUGGUAACUGCAUACAUGAUUCAUUUCUUCCCAAGACAAACGUUAAAAUUGUGUCUUUAUUCUCAAAGAGGGUCCUGCAUUUUACUUAUUCUAUGGGCUGAUAAUGUUGAAUGGAAGAAUAUGAUCAUCUGUAACUCAUGAAGAAGUUAAAGAAGCACAGAACUACUAAGGACAUGAAAAGACAUUUUCUUUCUAAACCAGCUAUGCAAUCUUUCCCAUAAAACGCAUGAAUGCAGCUCUAUAUUCCUCUUCCUUGUCCAGCUGGAAAUCAGCUAGUUUGGUUGUUUUUUUUUUAAUUCCAGUAUUGUUUAGGUACUGGGGCCUGAAGACAAUCAUUUGUGUAUUACUGUUCUAACAGUCAAUAGAAGGGCUCUGUCACUUACAUGGCUUCUGUAUCAAAGUCAUUACAAUUAAAACUUUUGACGCAU
This is a messenger RNA of Falco peregrinus (peregrine falcon), 2072 nucleotides long. It is a transcript of the gene CIB2, whose product is annotated as calcium and integrin binding family member 2. The transcript is spliced from 6 exons. The coding region runs from base 420 to 983 and encodes 187 amino acids. Gene Ontology annotation, molecular function: calcium ion binding. The record is from RefSeq and is a predicted model, not a curated record. NCBI's taxonomy places the organism in Eukaryota, Metazoa, Chordata, Aves, Falconiformes, Falconidae.